GAUCAAGCAUAUUAGCUGCCGUCCCCAUGGCGAGGAAUCCUGAUUCCUCAUACUGGUUUCUGGCCCGGUUCUAUCCUGCGAUUUUUCCUCUGCUUGGAUUUUGUUCAACCCCCAAGACUAUACAGUGAGACGAUAUCGUCUCCCGUGCUAGGAUGACGCUCCUUGGCCUCCUCCACGGCUUGCCCGUCUGGCGAUUGCUCUUUUCUACUGGCUACUGCGGCGGGCUAGCGUGGUUGGGAUAUUAUUGUCUCUGGUCAGUCUCGCUUCGCCAUGCAACGGCAGCCAUCAUGGAAGUCAGGAGAACCAGCCGAUUUGCAGACGGUACUCCGUUGCUCCGUCGGUUCUCACCCUUUCCUACUUUGGAUGCAAAACUCGUGCCCGCUGUGAUUUUCUAUAAUGGGCUCAUGGAUGGGUCGGACCCGGUACACCGCCUGCUGCUGGUGGACAUCCAUUCGACGAUGCAGGCUACUGCACUCUGUAUCCUUGUCAGCAGCCGAUCUUCGUCGUCAUCCAGUCUAUUCUUGAUAGUCCCCACGAUAUGGAACAUCUUCAAUCAAUUCUACGGCGCCGCCUUCGUCUAUCCUCUCUACCUCCUGUUGGAGUCCGUGAGCCGCGGUUUCGACACGCUUCGUCCGGUGGACAAUUCCCGGGUCUCGGCAGCAUUGCUGGUCAGCGCCCUUCUGGGCUCACUCCUGCCUUUCACUUUCUUAUUCCCGGCGUUCAUCCCCUGCAGCGUCGCACGAAAACAGCGAGCAAUCGCACUCUACCGUUUCGCCCCCAUCAUCUUCGCGCUAGUGCAAUGGGUGGGAGAGCACCUCCCGCUUGAGGCUCUGUCUGUGGGUGUCCACCCCGACUCGGCUCCUUAUGUUGCGGCUGGGCUGGCAGCUGCAGUGGGUCAUUUCUAUGCGCUUGGUGGGGCUGUUGCUGCGGCCCGGCAACCUCGGGGCGGCACCAUCCGCUGGAGCCAUAUCGGAUACGUUUUUCGCAGGCUCUAUCUCCCUAGUGCUACGCCGCCCCCUUCUGGUAUCGCCGUGCUCCCUCAGGCCGCUCACACGUUCCUCCAAUACGACGUUUGGAUACUCCUGGCGGCGUUCGUUCCGUACGCAUAUUUGUUGUUGGCGCCGGUUGUCAGCAUGUCUUUUUGGAUCGUCAUUCCAUGCCUGCUGUCAGCAACGGUGGCACUGGGUCCAGGGGCGAUGUUGGCGUUUGCUUAUGCCCUUCGGUGGCACGUAUCCUGACACUCGACCAAAUGGACGGAGGUUUCUAAACUGCGAGCACACUGUCUUGCCCAGUUCCUGUUCGUCAGUUGACUUGGACUACCCAGGAAGUGAAAGGGAAGAGCACAGUCUGAAUAGGGCUGUCCGGUCCAGUUUAUCUCCUGACAUACAGUCAACAAUAUACCUCCCGAUCAAUGAUGCAAGGUGAAGAGGCCAUGCAUAUGCAAGUUAUAUACGAUAGAUAAGGAUUAAAUCCAGAUGACAGGAAGCCCAGAAAAAUCGAGAAUUGAAUCAAACCUGAAGGCAAGUAGGCCAAGGAUGCUAUCCCCACAACAUGUUGAACCAAUCGUGCGGAUGCCAUCCAAGACGACUCGCAACCAGUGAUGCUCCCUUGCCAC
This is a messenger RNA of Aspergillus candidus, 1615 nucleotides long. RefSeq lists its product as uncharacterized. The record is from RefSeq and is a predicted model, not a curated record. The transcript is spliced from 2 exons. NCBI's taxonomy places the organism in Eukaryota, Fungi, Ascomycota, Eurotiomycetes, Eurotiales, Aspergillaceae. The coding region runs from base 153 to 1238 and encodes 361 amino acids.